UGGACUCUUUUUUGCAGCCCCUCUCUAUCUCUCUCUAAACAGAGCCACCCAUUCUCUCUCCAUUAACAAAAUUUUGUACAUUGAAUUUGGCGAAACGGAUUUUCUCCUUUUUGACCUCCUCUGGGUUCUUCGAUUAUCUCUCCGCUCGUGUACAGUAUCUAUACAAAUUGUCGUCUUCUCACUUUUCUACUAAAACGCCCAGAUUAUCGAAAUCCCAAGUUGUUAGGGUUUGUUAAUUUCGCAUCCUCUGUACAAUUUCGUAGGAUUUGAUGGCUGAUUUGGAAGAGAUUGGAGCUGAUAUCAGCUCGGAUAUCGAAGUUGACGACAUAAGGUGUGACAAUAUUGCGGAGAAAGAUGUCAGCGAUGAAGAAAUUGAAGCAGAAGAAUUGGAGAGACGGAUGUGGAAAGAUCGAAUCAAGCUCAAAAGGAUUAAGGAGCAACAGAAGCUUGCAGCUCAACAAGCUGCAGAAAAGCAAAAGCCCAAGCAGACGUCUGAUCAAGCAAGACGGAAGAAGAUGUCAAGAGCCCAAGAUGGAAUUUUAAAGUACAUGUUGAAACUAAUGGAAGUAUGCAAAGCACGUGGAUUUGUGUAUGGAAUCAUUCCUGAAAAGGGUAAGCCAGUAAGUGGUGCAUCUGACAAUAUAAGAGCUUGGUGGAAAGAAAAGGUCAAGUUUGAUAAGAAUGGACCAGCGGCCAUUGCAAAGUAUGAAGCUGAGUCUUUAGACAUGGGCAAGGCCGAUCAAAAUCGAAAUGGAAACUCCCAGAACGUUCUUCAAGACCUGCAAGAUGCAACUUUGGGUUCUCUCCUGUCUUCUCUAAUGCAGCACUGUGAUCCCCCUCAAAGGAAAUACCCUUUAGAAAAAGGAGUUCCGCCACCUUGGUGGCCAACUGGAAAUGAAGAGUGGUGGGUAAAGUUAGGGCUAGCCCAUGGACAGAGUCCUCCUUAUAAGAAGCCACAUGAUUUAAAGAAGAUGUGGAAAGUUGGUGUAUUAACAGCUGUAAUAAAGCACAUGUCACCCGACAUUGCAAAAAUCAGGAGGCAUGUCCGCCAAUCAAAGUGCUUACAAGAUAAGAUGACUGCAAAGGAGAGUGCAAUUUGGUUGAGUGUAUUGAGUCAAGAAGAAUCCCUUAUUCAGCAGCCUAGCAGUGAUAAUGGCACUUCUGGCAUAACUGAAAUGCCUCGACGUGGACGUGGUGAGAAGAAGCAACUUGCCAUUAGUAGUGACAGUGAUUAUGAUGUCGAUGCUGUAGAUGAUGGUAUGGGUUCUGUUUCAUCUAAAGAUAACAGGGCAAAUACACCAACAGAUGUGGAGCCAUUAAGAAUUAUCCAAAAUGACACCCCUCAUCCUGCCCAAGAUAAAGAGCAAGAGGAAAAGCAACAUUCGAGAAAAAGGCCUCGUUUGAAAUCAAUUCAUAAAGAUAGGCUGUCCAAGAUGCCUCUCAAUGAGCAUUCACAUGCUGAACAGAGUAACACUUUGCCUGAUAUCAACCAUGCUGAUUUACUGCCAAUGGAAUAUCAAAUGAAUGGCGAUGGGCAGGAAAAUGAUUUGACCACUGAUUUGAGGCUUUUGAAGAAAGGUUUCGAAGAUCAAUCCAAUCUAAACCCAGCACUUAACUAUUACCCUGCCAUUUCUGGUGCCAAUGGUAGUUCUAUUGGUGGCAUGCAAGUCGAUGGAAGUUCCAUGUUUUAUCCUGUCCUACAUAAUUCGGAGUUGCAUAAUGGAUCUUCUUAUAAUGUCUAUAAUCCGUCAGUUGACUAUGGGCCUGCUCAUGAUAUGCAGUCAUCUCAAUUGCCUCCAGUCAGGCCACAGGAUGAUGAAGGCCAUGCAUCAGCACUACAUAGGGGUGAAAAUGAGAUUAUUGGAGAGCAGUUGCAUCAUUUCGUUGAGGAAUUUCCUGAUGAACAAGAUCGAACUUUUGAUUCUUCACUACCCUUCCCAUGGGAAUUUACUGAUGGAGGACUUGCAAGUCCAUUAGAUCUUGGACGUGAAUUCAUUAUUGAUCCAGACGAUUUGAUCUCAUACUUUGGUGCAUAGGUUCAAAACUUCAUAUUUCAGAUUAUAGAUGGGACUGUUGAAACUGCACCUAUUAGACAUGCUGAUACUACAAUUGUCAAUUUGUCUUCAUAUGUAAGUUAUGAGCUUAUUUUUCCCUUAUUAUUCUCCAUGACUAAUUUAUUUUAUUAGGAAAUUAGGGGCGGGAUAAAUAAUUUUUAUCUUUUCAUAGCUGGCCAGAGUUUUCCUCAAUGAGAAUUAGAAUUGAGGAAUUGAUGUAAAGGAAUCAAUGUGUUCGACUGGAUAAAUACAAAAUUAUGAUAUAUUUCACUACCUUUUGACAAGAA
Jatropha curcas is the source of this 2341-nucleotide messenger RNA. RefSeq names its product ETHYLENE-INSENSITIVE3-like 3 (gene EIL3). The record is from RefSeq and is a predicted model, not a curated record. Lineage: Eukaryota; Viridiplantae; Streptophyta; Magnoliopsida; Malpighiales; Euphorbiaceae. Gene Ontology annotation, cellular component: nucleus. Gene Ontology annotation, molecular function: DNA-binding transcription factor activity; DNA binding.